GUGUCUAAUUCUCCCGCUCCGUCCAUCUAUCCGUUAACCCUAGUCUCUCUCUUCCAUUCUCUCUCUUCUGCAAUUCUUCCCGUUGAACACAGACACAAGAAAACCCAAAUUCUUUGUUUUCGAAUAAUCAGAAAAAAAAAAAUAAAAAAAGAGACAAAAUCUGUAUCCACACACAUUCAUCUAUCACAAUGGGGAAGCUUUUGUGUGAUUCAACUACCGUCGCCGAACCAUUCCAAGGUUCGCCGCCGGCAGCGCUUCCAUGGCGGGAACCCAAAUCGGAGUCAAUUACAGCCGUAGAUCUCGUCGUUCCGGCUAGCGUUGGUGGUGCGACUUUCGCCGGCGGUUGGGAAGAUGUCGUCGGUCUGGAAGAGCAGCAGCGGCGCCACCUCCAGAAGCUCCACGCCAAAGGCGUGCUCUGGAAGCCGCCAGAGGCGGUAGAGGACUCGUCGUCAUCUCCGCCGUCGUCCUCCCAUCUUAGAUCCGUCGUUUUCCGGCUCUCACACGGCGGCGAGGUGUCAGCCGACGGGAACUGCCUGUUCACGGCGUCUCGGAAGGCGAUGGGAGUCGAGGAGGUGGACGCGCGCGAGCUGCGGCGGCGGACGGUGAUUCGGUUCUCGGAGGAUCUUCGAUCUGUGAGUUUUGUGGAAAGAGAGGCGAUCGAUGACGCGAUUCGACACAUGUACUCGCCAGAUCUGAAGAAUGGUUGGGGGAUUCAUGUUGUUCAGGAGGUGAAGUUGCUGGCAAAGAAGGAGGAUCGAUUUGCUCUUGAUUCGGCCAUCGACGAGCUCGUUCACCUCGGCAUGCAAAGAGAAAUGGCGGCGGAGUCUAUUUACAAAGAGAGAUGUAUUCCCGUGAAUGAUGGUCCAAGUUGGGCCAAAUACAUGUUGAUCUCUGGUUCUCCUGAUGAUGAGUAUGAUAUCAUCACUUUGCAAUAUACCGAGGAGGGUUUAUUAUCUGUAGACGAAAAUAGAGAGGGUCGUGCUGCAGCUUUCGGUGACGAUAUUGCAAUUGAAUGUCUUGCUACAGAGUUCAAGCGAGAGAUAUAUGUGGUGCAAGCCCAUGGUUCAGAUGCCAUGGUCGAGGAAGAAAAUUGUGUUUUCUUCCUUCCACAUCGUCCAAGGAGCCGAAUUACCGAACCUCCAUUCUUCCUUUUCAUGAAAGGAACAGGCUGGUGCGGUGCUGGAGCUGACCACUAUGAGCCCCUGAUUGCUCAUCCUUCCACCUUUGUUUCCCAGGAGAAGGUUGCUGUGGUACUGUGAGGUUUUCCCGACCUGCAAUUUUGUGGAAUAGAGAUUGAGUAGAAUUAGAAUUUCUUCACCCUAUUUAUGGGCCACUAUCAAAGUGUUUGCUCUGCGUUGUGGUGGUUCUCAUAUGUCUUGUCCCAAAGGAGAACCUCAUUGGGUAGCAUUUAUUUUGUUACUGACUUUAGAAUCAAUCAUCUUUGACUCUUGACAUUGGACAAGCAGGUAGGCCAUUGCCUGCGGUUUGAGCAACCCUAGAAUGUUUGUAUUAGUUUCACCGGCUUCUGUUUUGUUGUUCCUGUUGUUGAGUUAAUUAGAGGGUCAUACCGUCGAUAGGUAGUAGUGUGUUGUUCAAUUGGAAGAGUUGAGUUGUAUCUCUGUGAAUUUCAUCACAGUAAUGAAGUGGCUUCUUCUUUUCUGGGCUUCUGCAUGUGUCAUUUUUACUCUGCGAUUCACUAAGUUUUCCUAAAUUAAUAGAUGCGAGAAGCUGGUUCUCUGUCU
This is a messenger RNA of Vigna radiata var. radiata (mung bean), 1742 nucleotides long. RefSeq lists its product as uncharacterized. Bases 189 to 1259 code for a protein of 356 amino acids. NCBI's taxonomy places the organism in Eukaryota, Viridiplantae, Streptophyta, Magnoliopsida, Fabales, Fabaceae. The record is from RefSeq and is a predicted model, not a curated record. The transcript is spliced from 4 exons.